AUGGGGUUCGGUGACUUCGACACGAUCUGUCAGAAGGCAGCGCUGCCACUGUGCUCUCUGGUGGGCCCGGCCUCCUCGAUAUCAGGCGCAACCGGCAUCAUCCCCAAUUGCUAUGCGCGAAACAUUGAACUGGCCAACACAAUCAUCUUCGAAGGCGCCGCAUCCUUCGUUCAUAUCAUAGCGCUGGCUAUGACAGUCAUUAUGAUUCUACACAUUAGGUCCAAGUUCACCGCGGUCGGUCGCAAGGAGAUCAUCACGUUCUUUUACAUCUACAUGCUCCUAACAAUGUGCUCCCUGGUCAUCGACGCCGGGGUGGUUCCGCCCAGGAGCGGCCCGUUCCCUUAUUUCGUCGCUGUGCAAAACGGCCUAACCUCCGCCCUAUGCACGAGUCUACUCGUCAACGGAUUUGUGGGAUUCCAGCUCUACGAAGAUGGAACAGCGCUCUCAGUCUGGCUACUCCGUCUCACCUCCACAGCGAUGUUCGCCAUCUCAUUCGUCAUCUCCCUCCUGACGUUCAAGUCAUGGGGCGGGCUCAGUCCCACCAACACCGUCGGCAUGUUUGUAGUAUUAUACAUCCUCAACGCGAUCUGUAUAGCAGUCUACCUCAUCAUGCAACUCCUAUUGGUCAUGAAUACGCUCGAAGACCGUUGGCCACUCGGCCAUAUCGCGUUCGGCCUCCUGGUCUUCAUCUGUGGUCAGGUGCUCCUCUACGCGUUCAGUGACACCAUCUGCGAGAAUGUCCAACAUUACUUGGACGGUCUGUUCUUCACCACCAUCUGUAAUCUGCUCGCCGUCAUGAUGGUUUACAAGUUCUGGGAUUACAUUACGAAAGAAGAUCUCGAAUUCUCCGUCGGUAUCAAACCCAAUACAUGGGAGGUUAAGGAAUUUCUUCCGGAAGAAGAUCGUCGCGCAACAGUCUACCAGGACACAAAUUCGGAGUACGCCGGAAGCAUGUAUCACCAUCGAGCGUCGGCUUAUAACAAUCACAAUUAUUAG
Molecule: messenger RNA, 996 nt
Organism: Aspergillus oryzae RIB40
Lineage: Eukaryota; Fungi; Ascomycota; Eurotiomycetes; Eurotiales; Aspergillaceae
Product: chitin synthase export chaperone
Exons: 3
Coding region: 1-996 (331 amino acids)
Biological process (GO): protein folding
Cellular component (GO): endoplasmic reticulum membrane
Source: RefSeq, a predicted model, not a curated record